Messenger RNA from Porites lobata, 1459 nucleotides. The record is from the annotation of a GenBank genome assembly. Lineage: Eukaryota; Metazoa; Cnidaria; Anthozoa; Scleractinia; Poritidae.
AUGGCAGAUGAAGAUUUGUGCAUCGCGUGUACAUUGAUCGUGACUACUCGCCAGGAAGUCCUGCAGUGCGACGGCUGUCAAAAGUGGCAGCACCGAGUUUGCAACACGGGCAUAUCGCGUCCGGAGUACAGAAAUGCCGUCCGAGCUGGAACUGACAUUCCAUGGGAGUGUCAAACUUGUGUGGUAUCUCACAUACCCAACUUCAAGAGCACCAGAUUUGAUGAAGGUAAGUCAGCUGUUAUAGUCUACUCGUGAUAUGUUGGAUAACAUUCUUCUUAUAUUGAAUAAGCUAGUUAAAUAUCCGCUAGACCUCAGUUCUCAUCUUGACUUGUUUAAUCGACAGACUUUACCGAAGCAGAAGCCGCCGGACUGGAGGAGGAGAUGAAUUCCACCAUUUAUGACCCACCAAUGGUAAGUAUGGUUUAUAACUAUGAAUGGGAUCAAACAUCGGAGUACUAGCCACAUUAUUCACGAUAUAACUGAUUAUCUUUCUCUUUUUUCAGCAUUGGUCAAUCGAUAGCCAGUGGAUUCGCGAUUCGGUAACGAGUUCACCCCGUUCGCGUUCACCUGUACAUCAACACACCAUGGUAAGUGUUCGACAAAUGACAGUUUAACAAUGUGUACCACACUUCUACGCAUGGUUAUAUAUAUAAUUAAUCGAAUUAAUAACUACGGGUUUAUCACGACUGAUCUUACUAGCCACUUAAUUUCUGUUUUCACUUAAGUCCUUAGGGCUUCAAUCUGAUCUGGAUCCAGCUGAAUCAUCAUUAGAAGAUCCUGAUCUGCAAACCCUGGAGAAUACGGCCGGUCAGUUCUCCCUUACAUUUGAGCUUGUCGAGGAUUCCACCAAGAGAGGAAAAACAAAACUUGUGGACAACCACGGCUACACGUAUAAUGUUAAGAGACGUCGUGGGGAUAAUACAGACUGGCAGUGCACCGUCCGACCAAGGGUAUUUUGAUUUUUUUUUGGUUUCUUAAAAUCAUAGAAUAUGUCAAGUAUAAGAAAUAGAAUGGAAGGAAAUAGUAACAAGCACGACGAAUAUAAAAGCAGUUCUUAACAAAGCGGGGUCUAUUUGCUUUUCUUUCUCAGGUCGACCCGUGUAAGGCCACAGUAACACAAAGAGCCGACGGUGAAUUCGUCCCAGGUAAACAGCAGCACAACCACCCCGGAAAAGUCGGAGCUGCCCUCGCUGCUAGGAUUACAGCUCGAACAAAGAAGGAGGCUGUGGCUAACUUGUUCAAGCCUGCGACUGCCAUUGUGAACCAGGUGUUGCUUGAAGAGCUUACCGACGCACCAUGCCCCAGUCUGCCUAAACCAACUGACCUAGCAAGAGCAGCAAACUACCUUCGUCAGAGUCUUCGCCCGACCGAUCCUAAAGACAUGGAGUUCCAGUUGGACCACGACCACAUUCCAGACGACUUCCUCCGAAAGGAUAUCACGGUUAGAGCUUUUUUUUAA